Cryphonectria parasitica EP155 is the source of this 1087-nucleotide messenger RNA. RefSeq lists its product as uncharacterized. The record is from RefSeq and is a predicted model, not a curated record. Bases 35 to 979 code for a protein of 314 amino acids. NCBI's taxonomy places the organism in Eukaryota, Fungi, Ascomycota, Sordariomycetes, Diaporthales, Cryphonectriaceae. Gene Ontology annotation, biological process: mitochondrial respiratory chain complex III assembly. Gene Ontology annotation, cellular component: mitochondrion. The transcript has 2 exons.
CUCUCCAGUCAUAUCGAGGUUCGGCUACAAGAUCAUGGCCAACCAGCUUUGCAGACCAUGCCGCGACCUCGCGCGGCGGCAGCUUCGCGCCUUGAUCGAGCUGAAUUACACCCAGCGCACCUCCGUCGCAGACAUUGCAAGACAUUCGAGACGAGCGUUCCACCAGACCACCGCACGUCGAGAAGAGAAGUCGCAGCCAGCGUCUGCGCCUUCCGGGCUCAGUAAGACUCUCCUCACUAUAGCUAGUGCGAUUUUGCCGCGGAGAGCAGUGCAGCCGUACGCGAUCUACGGUGCGACGGAAACCAUGUACAAGGCCUGCUCGAAGCCGGCAGCGUAUACGAUUUCAGAGGAGCUUCGAAAGAAGGAAGAGGUCCCUAUGACAGAGGACGGCAUGGAGAUUGGUGUCGGAACUGGCGUGUGGUACGAAGAAUUUGGCCUCGUCCCCACCUUCAGCACCUGGUCCCAAGUUACCAUGCUACACCUCUACCUCAUUGUCGUCCGCCUGCGCUGUCUCGAGAAGAACGCCUGGCAGGCCUGGCAGACGCAGCUGGUCAAUCAUUUCUUCCAGCACGCCGAGGACCUGAUGGAGAUCAACCACGGCAUGAAGAGCAGGAUGAUCCGGUCGGGCCAGCUCAACUCACUCUUCCAAACAUGGCGGGGCGUGAUACUUGCCUACGACGAGGGGCUGGUUAAGGGCGAUGCGGUUAUGGCCGCCGCCGUGUGGAGAAAUGUGUUUAUGAGUAGGGAGGAUGUGGACAUGCGGCAUGUGGCGGCAAUCGUUAGCUGGAUGAGGUCGACGCUGAGAUCCUUGGAUCAGAUGCUCGACCCGGCGUUGUUGUAUCAUGGAGGGACCGUGUUCAAGACGCAGCCUACCGCGGAACUGAAGGUGGUGGAUCAGAUGGCCUCUUUGAAUGAUGUGAAGCCAGCGUCUGUUGAAAGCGCUAAGCAGCCAAAAAGCCCGGCCAGUCGCUUCGGGUGAAGCAUUACGGGCACGAUGGCUUGCGUAUAGAGGGCAGAUAAUCAGCAUCUGGCCGCUGUGAGCAAUGUAAUUAUCUGGAACAAGAAGAAGGGAAGAGAAAAUGACGAG